Amphimedon queenslandica is the source of this 3053-nucleotide messenger RNA. Its product is annotated as THO complex subunit 2-like. Gene Ontology annotation, cellular component: THO complex part of transcription export complex. Bases 194 to 2956 code for a protein of 920 amino acids. The record is from RefSeq and is a predicted model, not a curated record. Gene Ontology annotation, biological process: mRNA processing; mRNA export from nucleus. NCBI's taxonomy places the organism in Eukaryota, Metazoa, Porifera, Demospongiae, Haplosclerida, Niphatidae. Gene Ontology annotation, molecular function: mRNA binding. The transcript has 21 exons.
AUGUUGCUAUAGUAGCUACACCUAAGCAGCAUCAGGUGACAUUUUUUAUGAUAACACUCCAUUAAAAACUAACUGUCUGUUACAUUCUAUCACAGCAACUCCAACUAGUUGCUACUAUUCCUGGUAAUGUCAGUCUCUACUGCACAUACUUGAUCUUCUCAACCAGGACUAAUUACUACUUUUCCUGGAAUUGAUGGUGUUUGUCCAGACUCUAUGGCUCGUAGUCUGCCUCUCCUACAUGUACUGGUACGAGGGUAGGAGUAUCAAAACUGGUGGUUAUUUUUCUCAAGUUCGUAACACUAAGAAAUCAUCUCAGCGUUUACGUGAAGCACUAGUUGAUUCUAAUCUCUGUCUCCCCUUGUGUCUACUGACAGCUCAACAGAGAGACUGUAUAGUCUAUAGAGAUGGGAGCCAUCUUCACUUGAAACUAGUCUGCUCCAUGUAUGACAAUUGUAUGGAUACUCUGGUUCAGUUUGGUGGUUUCCUCUCAUCUCAUUUAAGUCCUGACGAGUACUCUAAGAGAGUCCCUUCCCUAGAUACCCUGAUACAGGAGUAUAGGAUGACGGGGGACGUAGCGUUCUUCCUUUAUAGACCAAAGAUAUUCUCAAGCAUUGGAGUCAAGUUUGCAGAGUUAGAGAAAUCCUUUAAAAAUGUCUCAAACGAAAGCAAGAAAUCAAUAAUGAACCGACAGGAGAAACACUUCAUUACAUCAUGUGAGGAAGUCUUUGGUCCAAUUAUAGAAUCAGUCAGACCACUUCAACCGAGCAAAGUCUGGGAAGACAUCAAUUGUUCGUUCUAUGUUGCUUUCUGGUCCCUGUCCUUAUAUGAUCUUCAUGUUCCCAAGGAGCGGUACAAUGAUGAGAUUAACAAAGCUAAAGACGUUAUACAAACACUGGAGAACAAUCAAGAAAUGCCGGCUAGUAAGAAGAAGAAGGAGCAGGAGCGGUCCCAGGCCCUCAUUGAUAAACUGAUGGAAGAGAAGAAGAGACAAGAGGAUAACCAUCAGCUGAUCAUCAGCUACUUGAGAAACCAGAAGGACUCGUUUAUCAAUCCACGUGUUCUUAAAAGUCGUACAUUGAAUCGCUUGUUGCAGCUGUGUAUAUUCCCCAGGUGCCGGUUCACUACUCUUGAUGCGAUAUAUUGUGCCAAAUUCAUACAAACACUUCACAUACUGGAGACUCCUAACUUCUCUACAAUACUGCUACUGGAUAAAUUGUUUUCUGAUGUUUCCUGCACUGUGUCUGCCUGUACUGAGAAUGAAGUCAGAAGAUAUGGUCAUUUCUUGUACUAUUUGCUUGAGAUGAUCGGUCGCUGGCAUAACAGUGAAUCAAUUUAUAUGGCUGAGUGUGCUAAUACUCAGGGUUUUGUCUCUACGAUGAAGUCCUCAGCCUCUGGCAAUGAGAAACUCAAUUUAGACUACGAGAACUAUCGUCAUGUGACCCACAAGUGGCACUACAAGAUAACCAAAUCCCUAGUGAUGUGUCUGGAAUCCAAAGACUACAUUCAAAUCAGGAAUGGACUAUUGCUAUUAACAAAGAUCUUGCCACAUUAUCCAAAAGUGGAGCACCUCUCUUUGGUACUGGAGAGAAGGGUUGGUAAGAUCAUUGAAGAAGAGAAAGACAAAAGACAGGAUCUUUAUGUACUAGCAAUCGGUUAUGCUGGUAUGCUGAAAACACAAGCCCCUAAUCUUAUUCCUGAGACAGAAUUCCAUGAGAAGGUCAUUAAGAAGGAGGAACCCGAUACCUUAUCAAACGGUAAAGAUGAGAAACCCAAACCUAAACCAGCUCCAUCAUCAUCUCAAACGAGCGAUAAACCCAAACCUCCUGAAAAACCCAAAGUAUCGACUAAAGCUCCCAAAGUACCAGAAAAAGUAAAAUCCUCCGAAAAUAAAGUACCGACUCCGCCCGCUACUGAGAAACCCUCUAGUACUGAACGGACUGAGAAACCAAAGAGUAUUCCAAAACCAAGCGAAUCAAAGACAGACAAGACUAGUACCCCAAAAACUGGCGGAGGAGGUUCUGAAUCUAAAAGAACCCCCAGUGCUGAGAGAGUGUCAUCAACCACUACCCCUACUGCUACUGCUAAUAAUAAUAAUAAUGCUACUGCAAAGACAGGAGCAGCUGCUGAUAAAGUAGAGCCUAAAUCAUCGUCUAAAGUUGAUCACAAAUCAACUGAUUCAAAAACCAAACAAUCGGAGGAAGUCAAGACAAGUAAACCUGUUAAAACUGAGCCUGUUUCGUCACAAACCACACCUACUUUUGACGCUAAAAAUAUCAAGAAAGAUGAAGUGAUUCAAGCCACAGCCACUAGUACCACCGAACCAAAGAAAGGUGUGGUCACCACGCCCACUCUUGAAUCUAAAAAAGUGCCUAUGUUAUCUUUAGAGAAGUUACCAAGUGGGCGUGUCACUCGUCCAACUGAUUCCGACUCACCUCGUGGUCAGAGGAGACCACACCCAACAACCACAGGCGGCCAAUCAAAUUCAUCUGAAACUCAUGAUAAAGAUUCAAAGAAAAGAAAGGUUGAGGAAACAUCCACACCCGCUAAAGCGGGACAUGCCUCCUCCCCAUCAACUGAUAAAAAGGUUACAACAACCACAACAGCAGCAGCUGCUACUCCUACUGGAGGAGAAGGAGGAGAUAAAACUAGUGGAAAGACCUCAAAUAAUGUUGCUACACCAAAACCAGAGAGGAAAAGGGAGAGGUUACCUGAUAAGGAUCCUCCUACCAAUAGUGAAGCUGUUAAGAAAAGGCGGGAAUCAGCACCUGGUGACUCUUCUAAAGAAACACCAGCUGCAGCUCAACCAGAACCUAAAAAAAGAAUAAUCAAAGUUGUUAAAAGUGACAAGGCUGAUGUUAGCAAGAAAAGAGCAAAAAGUCCUCCUGCUGCUCUUGUGACUGAAGAAAAGAUUAAGAAACUUUCUACUACUAAACCAACUGCUAAGAAGCCAACCUGAUCAUCUCACCCAAUCCUAACACACCUCCUCCUCCUUCACUCAUCCCUUCAUUUUGUACAUUAUUACUAAAUUAAAUGACACUCUUAUUAUUAUUACA